Messenger RNA from Leptinotarsa decemlineata (Colorado potato beetle), 3196 nucleotides. It is a transcript of the gene udt, whose product is annotated as protein undicht. Gene Ontology annotation, biological process: wound healing. NCBI's taxonomy places the organism in Eukaryota, Metazoa, Arthropoda, Insecta, Coleoptera, Chrysomelidae. The record is from RefSeq and is a predicted model, not a curated record.
AGAGUACACCUGCUCUGCCCACGCCCCUCGCCACGCCCAUACUGAUUAUUUUAUAUUGUCAAAAUCAGAGAUAAAUCAUGGAAUUCCUCGAGCGAUUGAGUGUUUUAUAUCUCUCUUUAAUUUUUUUUGUAACCUUAAUAUCCAAAGGGUCAUGUUACAACUGUACGAUACCUGUUAUCGUAAGAGGUGCAUGGUUUUCAUGGGAAAAUGGAAGAAACACUUUAACAGAAAUGGAUGCAACAUCGAUGACUAAUAGAGGAGAAUGUGUUGAUAUCAAAGAUUCAUAUCAUGUGAACUACACAAUGGUUUUCAAAAGGGAUUCAUGUUAUCGAUGUGUCAAGCUUAUUGUGAGGACUGUCAAUAUUCUAGAAAAAAUUGAAACGCCUUGCAUUAAUUCGCCUGAACAUGAAGCUACAGUUGAGAAUAUUUGUAGAGGAAUGGACCCCCACCAGCAACUAAUUACGUUGUUCUCUGAGAAUUAUGUUCCUGUAAAUUGCCGUUCAUCACUUGAAGGAGUAUGGAAUUUCGCUUAUCAGAAUCGCUUCAAAUUUACUGGAGAAUGCAGAAAUCCAGAUGCUCAGAUCCGCUCAUGCCAAACUGCAGGAUCUCAGUUUUUGAUUACAAAUCAAAAAUUUAACAUAACCUACAAAAAAUGUGAUGGAAUGACAGGAACCUUUGACGGAGUCGUUGAAUAUAGCUGUUUGGGAGACUGGUUUGUUGACAAAAAUCAUUAUUUUGCUGUUGCCAAUACGAAAGAAUCACGAAAAGAUGAAAAAUAUAGAUGUUUUUUAAAAAACAGAGAUGAUGAUUUAUAUAUCGGUGUUUCCAUAACCGCUGAAUGCAAUACAUUGAAAACUGUAGAAAAGAGUCCUGAAAGAUUACAUAUUACACCAGUUAAGGCCGAAGUGGUAGAGCCUGGAUGCCGCCUUCCUCAAAACUUCUCAGGAGAAUGGAUCAAUACUGCCAACAUAGAUGCAGAUAUCUUCAUAAAUGAAACCCACAUCAUUGAAACCUGGUAUCCUGAUGAAGGACGAUAUCGAAAAACAAUUUAUGUUUGUCGUGAACAGCGAGAUAGCCGUGUGAUGAUGGCAAGAUUGACUGUUGAUGGAUGUCAGAAAGAUUAUAUUUGUUUCGACUUCGUGCCCCAACACCACAAUAUAAUUCGAUAUAGAAGGGGUGUGGCAGUCAUUAAAUCAGAAUUCAGCACAGUUUGUUCCUGGGUUCAGUUCCAGAAUAAAGGAAAGUGGAAAUAUGAAUUAUACCUAAGAAAAAAUCCAGUGCCAAUCAAAUGUCCAGUAGCAGGAAAAUUCAAUUUCACACAAAGAGGAGAUGUACCAUUUGAAACAAGAAUUCUUGGUGGAGUAACGUUGAGCCCUCGUCCAAACAUAUACUGUAAGCAGAAUAUAUCAGAUUUUUCUGUAUGCGAUACAGAACAAAAAGAAAUUGCCAUUGAUAAAAAUUACUGUCUUUCUGUGGAUCACCUUGGUAGACCUGUAGAUAUAUACAGUGAUCCCGAUUAUAAAAUGAAAUGUAUUGGAUUCUGGAAGGAGAAUCUAAAGUCAUAUUUGAUUACUUAUGAUGAACUGGAUCCAUUCUCCAAAUAUCGUUGCUGGGUUUAUCAGAGAUCUGAUUUGAACAGAGUUUUGAUGUCACAAGCUAUUGGUCCUUUCUGUGAUCUGAAACAAGAUGUGUAUUCGUGGAACUAUACUGAAGGAGCUACCGUUGCCAUUGAAAUGCAGGAAUAUGAAAGGGAACGUGAUCAGUGUCCUAUGUACUUUGAUGAUGGUAGUGAUCCAUGGUUGCAUUCAGAUAAUGAGAUCGAAGUCUUUGACUUUGGAUAUUUUCGCAGUAGCAGCUCUCGUGUUGUAUGGGCAGUUAGUAUGAUAUCCACAGUUUUAUCAUGGUUGAGUAUUCAUUUUCUGUUAUGAUAAUAACCAGACAUGCUUUUUUUCACUCAAAUGACAUUAAUUUCCAACUCAAGCUGUUGACGAAACCACUUCAAGACGGCUUGGUGUGCUUACCUUAAGAAUUUUUUACAACUAGUUUAUAAAUCUUUACUAUUGAUUCGGUUUCCUAUUAGGUUGGUUUGAAAAGUUGCGGCCUGGUGAAAAUAUACUUUUUAUUCUUUGAGACUCCUCUUCAAAUCAUCCUUAUAUAGUGGGUCGUGAUUAGCUAUAUGAAAAAAUUGAACUGUUCCAAUCGUCUUAAUCUUGACUGAUACAUUUCGAAUAAUGAUGCGUAGAAAAAACUUCUAUGUAUCAAUAAAGAAUCUGACCAAGUGAUUAUUAUACCUUGAAUUGAACAUGAAACUUACAAGUAAGUUAAGAACUUUUAUUGUAAUGUUUAUUAUUGCAAGAUUUUAAUUAUAUAACUUCUACGUUACCUGUUCUUUAUAACUUUAAUGUUUGAAAUAUAAUUACUUUCAAUCGUUUUUAGCCAAGGCUUAUUUUUUAUAGCAGACAUUCCAUAUUAGCCGAUAUUCUACAUGUACAUUUAAAUUUUUUACUUAAAUCAUCUUGACUGUUAUUUUUUACUAUAUAAUGAUCUUUGUUUCGUGACAGCUCUCAUUUGAAUUGGUAAAUUUUCGAAGCUACAAAAAAUAUUACUCCAUAUUCUGUGAAUUGGAGAAGAUUUAUGCCUCCUCAAAGUAAUCACAGAGAAAUCAUCAACUUUAUGUUUUAUAUAAUUUUUCAAAUCGUCUGAAAAGAAAAUUAUUUUCAAGGAUAUAAAUUCUAAACUUACAAUCAAAACUAUGGUAUGUAAAAUGUAGUAAUAUUUUGCAAUUUCUAUUGAAAGUCGUUGAAACAACUUGGAUUUUUUUUUCUAAUUGACACGAUUUCCCAAUUUUUUGCCUUCAAAUCAAAUGUAAUAUUUAGUUUAUAAGGGUGAGCUAACAUUCCAAGAGAAUCUCAUAUUUUAUGAAGUUAUGAUGUGAUUUUUGUAUACAUAUUGUAGAUGUUUUUAUGAAGCGUUAUAUGAACAAAUGUAUUAUUUAGGAUACUUUUGUAAUGUAGGCGAAAAGUAUGCACACAUUUGUAUUGAGGGGCAAUCAUCAUAUUUCGUUUCACAAGUCCACUCAUGAAAUUAUUAUUUAUAAGUGAGCUAGCAAUUUUUCCGUCCAGUUUUUUUUGUAAAUUUAUGUAUACACUUGUAUUAUAUUUUGAAAUGUAUACGAUGAAAUAAAUUUUUAAUUAAA